AUGACAGAAGAAAAAGAAGAAGAAGUAGAGCUGGGAAAAGAAAAGUCACAAACAGAUAAUAAUGUAACGUCGUGCGUUUCCACCGGACAGUUCAGAUCCUCACGGACUGAGACAAGAUGUUGGGAGUCUUAUGUCACGCCGCUCCUGAUGAGCUAUGUCAACAAGUACAUUAAGAACCUGAAGCCAUCUGACCUGCAGCUUUCUCUGUGGGGAGGGGAUGUGUGCAGCAAGCUGGACCUGAAGCUGGAUGUACUGGAGCAGGAGUUGAAGCUGCCCUUUACAUUUAUGAGUGGUCAUAUCCAUGAGCUGCGCAUCCAUGUACCCUGGACCAAGCUGGGCUCGGAGCCUGUUGUAAUCACCAUCAACACCAUGGAGUGCAUCCUCAAACUAAGGGAUGGAGCUCAGGAUGAUCACGACAGUGGUUCCAGCUCCACCAGUCGCAGUGCCUCAGACAGCUCCAAAGCUGUAGCCAAGCCCCGUCGCCUUCAACAGGCAGCCCCGACUGACCCAGACCUGCCCCCAGGUUAUGUGCAGAGUCUGAUCAGGCGUGUGGUGAACAAUGUGAACAUAGUGGUGAACAACCUGAUCCUUAAAUAUGUGGAAGAUGACAUUGUGCUUUCGGUCAACAUCACUUCAGCAGAGUGCUACACUGUGGAUGAUAUGUGGGAGAGGGCCUUCAUGGACAUCACUGCCCCAGAGCUGGUCCUGAGGAAAGUUAUUAACUUUGCAGACUGCACCGUCUGCUUGGACAAGCGGAAUGCCAGCGGCAAGAUCGAGUUCUACCAGGAUCCUCUUUUGUACAAAUGUUCCUUCAGAACACGUCUCCAUUUUACCUACGACAACAUCAAUUCAAAGAUCCCAUCAGUCAUCAAAAUCCACACUAUGGUGGAGAGCCUGAAGUUGUCCAUAACUGACCAGCAGCUGCCCUUGUUUAUCCGGAUUUUAGAGCUGAUUAUUGCCCUCUACUAUGGAGAAAUAGGAGGACACAAAGAGGGGGAGGUUGAAGAGGGCAUUAUCAGAGAGGGAGGAGUAAGUUCACCUGGGAUGGAUGCCAGAAUGGAGAGGUGUGGAUCUGGCCAGUUCUCCAGCCAGGACUUCUACAUGCAGACUGGGAGUCCUGAAGAGGCUGAUCAGGGCUGGGUGUCCUGGGCUUGGUCUUUCGUGCCAGCCAUUGUAGGCACAGAGGAAGAAGGGGAGGAAGGCCUCUAUGAGCAGACUGAGAUGGGAGGACUUCCCAGCAGCCCCCAGCAACAUGCAGCCAAAGACCCCAUUGUUUCCAUAGGUUUCUACUGCACUAAAGCUUCUGUCACAUUCAAGCUGACAGAAACACAGUCAGAAAGCAGCUACUACAGUCCUCAGAAGGUGAAGUCCAGAGAAGUCCUGUGUCUGGAGCAAGAGGGAAUCACUAUUGAGGUUCUCAUGAUGGGGGAGCCCUUCUUUGAUUGUCAGAUUGGCUUUGUGGGCUGCCGGGCACUCUGCCUGAAAGGCAUUAUGGGAGUUAGGGAUUUUGAAGAAAAUAUGAACCGACGUGAAGAGGAUGCCGUGUUCUUCAGCUGUGGGGACAACCUAAAUAGUAAAGGGAUGACUUACCUUACCAAUUCUCUUUUUGACUACCGUAGUCCGGAGAACAAUGGAGUCAGAGCUGAGUUCAUCCUGGAUGCUGCUAAUCACAAGGAGACCUACACCGAGAUAGCGGGCAUGCAGCGCUUUGGGGCUUUCUACAUGGAUUAUCUCUACACAAUGGAAAACGGCAGCACCAAAGGCUCUCAGGACUUCUCUGUGUUGAAUAUGGAGGAAGUAUUGCCUGUGGUUCAAGAGACAUCCAUCAAGAGGCUGGUUGUAGGACCACUGGACAUCAGGCUGCACAGCAGCGCAGUCCACCGCGUCCUCAAGAUGAUCACCUGUGCCAUGGACCACGAAUAUGAACCUUACUGCAAACCACAAAAAGAAACAGUUGAGACAAGCAACAGUCCAGCAACUCCAGAGGAGAUCGUACGCUUGGAGGAAUUCAUCCCAACCAGGCUGACUUGUCUCACUCUGCUCCACGUCUCAGUCACUGUCUGUAUGGCAGAAUUCAACCUCCUUCACACACUAAUGCCUGUCAUCUUGGGUCGCAAGGCUGCACCAGGACCAGUUUCUGUGCCAGUCUUUCAGCCACUGCACCCGCUACCCUGUUUGCAGUUCCAGGUGGAGAGGGUGAAUGUUGAACACUCUGUGCCAAUGUAUGCUCCAGAGCUGGUCACCACAGUCAGCAGUCUUAACCAGCCUUCUGACAACCUACUUCAUCACUGCUAUGCACACGUCUACCUCAAGGUGUUUGGGUUCCAGGCAGGUUUGACAUGCCAGGACAGCACAGGAGGCUUUCUGCCUCUCAUCUCCAUCAUCCCUUCCUUCAGUACUGCUCUCUAUGGAAAGCUGAUUCAAAUGCCUACAGUCUGGAGCAAAAGGUCAUCAGUUCCCACCACAGAGUGCAUUUUUGAGCUCCCUCACUUCUCUAUUCAGGCCACAAGGGCCCAGACGCUUUUGCUUCAAGCAAUUUACCAGAGCUGGACCCACAGCAUGCCCAACGGAGCCCCACAGACACUCGGUGAAAAUCUACUCAAUGAGGUGUACCAAGUUCCAGGUGUGAAGUAUCCAGGCCCGUCACCGACUCUGGAAGGCUUGGUCCAAAACGUGGAGCUGAAGUUCUGCAGCCGUGCGAUGGUGAAAUGUGCCUCGGGAACUGUGGGAGCUGUAAAAGUGUGCGCCAGGACCCCAGGUUCAGGGGAAGGGUCAAAAGAGAAGUUGGUUCCUUUGAUUCAGGGCCCAUCUGACACCAGAGAACUGCACAUGAGCCGCUGGCUUAAUGAGAUUCGUAAACCUGAAUCUUUGCUGGCCCCGGACCUGCUGGCCUUUUCUGUUCAAGUCCCACAGCAAGGUGACGAUUGCAGGAACUCAGGUGCAGUCCUGCUGCUCAGUGUCCAGGGCAUAGCUGUCAAUGUGGAUCCAAUCUUCUGCACAUGGUUGCUGUAUCAGCCUCACAGAGGGAGCAGCAGGAAACAGCAACAGAAUCCAGGUCCAGUCCCUCUAGCCAAAAGGAGGGAGGAUGAGGUGUCAGUAGGGAGCACACCGAUGGCCAAACAACCUUCCAAUCAGGCCUCAGAUUAUGCCAGCAGCCCAGUGAAAACCAAGACAGUGACAGAGUCACGUCCCUUGUCCAUCCCAAUGAAGGUGAUGCCUGACACCACAGUUGAGGAGUCGUGGAGUACCUCAGACGAGCAAAUGAAGGAACUGAUCACUCAUUGCCGGGAUGCUGUUAAACGACUUACUCUACAGUUGGAGCUCCAGUCCUGCUGUGUGUUCCUGCCAAAUGACAGCAUCCCCUCUCCGAGCACUAUCAUCUGUGGUGACAUACCUGGCACUGUCCGUAGCUGGUACCACAACCAGGCCUCCAUGCCGGGAACUUUGGUAGUCUGCCUGCCCCAGAUUAGUGUCCUCAGUGCUGGACAUAAGUAUAUGGAACCACUGCAGGAGCUCCCCUUUGCUGUCUCAAAGCCCAUCCUAGAGGAAGGUGAUGCCUUUCCAUGGACAAUAAGCCUGAGCCAUUUCAGCAUUUACACAUUGUUGGGACAGCAGCAGAGCCAGAGCCUGCUGGAGCCCAUGGGAUGUACCUCCACCCUGGCCAUCACGUCUAAGCUGCAGGACACCUCCGAAGGAAGGCACUCCUUCGUAGUGUGCCUCCAUGUUGAUCUACAGCCUGUCCACGUCAAGUGCUCCAAUCCCCAGGUUCAACUUCUGUAUGAGCUCCUCCUCAGCUGGAGUUCUACGUGGGCACGUCUCCAGAGACACGGGAUUUUGCGUCAGACCUCCAGUAUCCCAGACCCCCCUGCUGGUGCUGCUCCAUCCUCCCCAGUGCGCAGCAGUGCUGGCACCGCCCUACCUGACACCAGCACCUGCAGCCCUUCUGCAGAUUUUGGCUCCCCCACUGAGGGCGACUCUGUGCCUGCUGGAGAUGAUGGUCCAUUCGCUGACACUGUGACCCUGGAGCAGAAAACCAGCAGCAUUGAGGGAACCAGUGGGAAGGUCAGCCUGUGGAUGCAGUGGAUGCUACCCAAGGUCACAGUUGAACUGUUUGCUCCUGACCCAGCUAUCAGAAAGACAGAGAUCUGUGUCAUCAGUGAGCUAGAAGACCUGAGUGCCUCUGUAGAUGUCCAAGAUGUUUACACAAAGAUCAAAUGCAAAGUUGGCAGUUUCAACAUCGACCACUACCGAUGCAGUAUGGAGGAGGGUGUUCAGAGCUCGGGCAGCUGUGGAGGAGUGGUGCUGUCUUGCACUGACAAGCUGAACAGACGCACAGUGUUGGUUCGACCCGUCAGCAAGCAAGACUCUUUCAGCCACUUCUCUGGCUUUUUCCCCCCUACGGCAGCUAAAGUCCUGGAGGGCUCUCAUCAGCAGCAUGGCUUCCUGUCAAUCACUUACACUCAGGCCGUCACCAAAAAUGUCCGUCACAAACUCACCACCCGGCCGGAGCGUCCGUCACGCAGCAGUGUUACGACUGCCAGUCAGCGUAUCGCUGAUCCCCUGGCCGACAGCUCGCCUCAGUACCUGAGAGAGAUCCUGCUGACUGCCCAGCCCUUCGAUGUGGUUCUGUCCUGUCCUUUACUGGCCACCAUAGCUGGGGUGUUCCAGGCUACAGUACCAAGACGAUACAGAGAGCGUGGGAAGUCGGCAGGUCAGCCAAUGAGAAGCCACACGCUGACAUCACGGUGCUUGCCUCUGAUUUAUAUUAACACCAGCGUGAUCAGUGUCUUCUGCCAUGGAGCGCCAGACAAACACGCUGCAUCAGAUCCCAGUGAGAAGAAAGAAGACACCUUAGUGUUAAAGCUGGGUUCCCUCAGCAUGGCUCCUCAGGCCGAUAAUCCUCUGACCCGGACUGUGCUCCGAAAAGAUAUCUACCAACGUGCGCUGAACCUAGGCAUCCUGCGUGACCCAGGAUCGGAGGUAGAAGAUCGACAGUAUCAGGUCGACCUUCAGUCUAUCAACAUCGGAACUGCUCCGUGGGAGCAGCUAAAGCCAGAGAAAGAGGGAAUCAAAGGAGGUGCAUCAGCAGAAAAUGAAAGGAGCUCCCAGAAUCCUGCCCUGGAAUGGAACAUGGCGAGCAGCAUCAGGAGGCACCAGGAGCGCCGAGCCAUCCUGACACCGAUCCUGACCGACUUCUCUGUCCGGGUGACGGCUGCCCCCGCCAUCAUUUUCAGCAAGUCUGUCCCCCCUGACAGCGGACAGACCGAGGAGGUGGUGGUGUGCGGCCACUCUCUGGAGGUGAAUGUAACCAGCAGCCUGGAUUUCUACCUCAGUGUUGCCCAGGUGCAGCUCCUCCAGCAGCUUCUCAGAGACAACAUGGUGGGCACGGAUACUCCAGAAAAAAGUGCUGAGGUGCGUCGACAGGAGCAAAAGCGUAGCCGUCAGGAACCUGCAGCAGGUGCAGAAUCGUCCUCGCGCCACAGUGGGACAGGACAGGACAGCGGCUUUGGCAGCGACAGCGCUCGCAUUCGCAUCGUCCAAAUCGAGCAGCAGAGCGGGGCGAGCCACCACUGCAUCGCUAGGCCCUCACGCAAGUCUACCAUCACCAAGAACCUCAGCUUCAUCCCUUUUGACAUCUUUCUCACUGCUAGCAAACUCUCUGUCAUGACCUAUGCUUGCUCUAGUUCCCCAAAGACCCUCCCCACAUUUUCUGAUACACCUAGUACACCAGAGAAGAACAAACCUGGGGACAAGGUGGGAAAAAGUGUCCUCGAUCAUCCUGAGAUCACAUCUGAGUCUCCUCCAGCCUCAACCUCCCCAACUCCAGAUCCCACGCCAGCUGCCCAAGGUUCACUUGCUGGCCUUACUGCUGAGGACAUCCUCAACAGCAACACCUCCCAACCAGCUUCUCCACUACUGAGAGGAAGCCUUCUCUCCCUUGAGGGUCUUCCCACUCCCACCCGAUCCUCAGCUCGCCAAGCGCUGGGUGUUACCAUAGUGAGGCAGCCAGGAAGACGAGGCACAGGGGACCAGGUGUUGGAACCGCUCCUGUACCUCCAAGUUAUGCAGCCCUCUGUUCUGCUGAGCUGCCACCACCGCAAGCAGAGAAUGGAGCUGUCUGUAUUUGACUUGUCCUUAAGAGGAAUAGCUUCAGACUACAAGUGCCUAGACCCAGGAAAAACACUACCAGAAUUCCUUGACUACAACAUGUUUUGGCUGCAGACAGUAGCAGGAGAGGUGGACAGUAAAACAGGUAUCCCUCCUCCUCUGCUUUGCCUCCAGAUCAAAGACUUCCUCAAUGGACCAGCUGAGCUCAACAUAGAGCUAUCACGCCCCUUGAAAAUCAGUCCUACUUUGGCUAAGCUGGAGCAAGCCAAAACCUACCUAAAGAAAAUCCUGCCACCCCAAUCAUGGGGCAUCUCCAGUAAGACUCCAUCUUCUUCCUCCACCCCUCAGUCAUCCCCCACAAAGACACCACACAAGGCCUUCCCUCUUCGUUCAGACCCCCACCACCAGGCCUCGGCCCAGAGUAGAGCCAGCGGUGUCGAGGCCCUGGCACUGUCCUUCCACAAGGUCUCCCUCCACACCGCUCAGAUUGUUGUUGCCAUGGAGACAGAGGCCCAUCCAAAGAGGCCCAGCUUAACGGUGUCAGUAUCGGCCAUGAUGGGAUGUCUGAACAUGAAGUCAGGGCCUAGGAUAGAGGAUGCAGUUCAGGCUGCCUUUGUGCUGCUGAAGUUGAAAGAUGUACUGGUGAAAACAGGACUGAAGGACCGAAGCCAUGUGCUGCUGGGGCCGUUCUCCUGCAACAGCUCCCUGGAAGCUCGGUGGUGUCGGCACAGCAGCAGCCCUGGACCUGAGCCCGGCCCCCCUAAACUGCUGCUCGACCUGAAGGGAGGUCUGCUGCAGGUCUUUUGGGGCCAGGAACAUUUAAACUGCCUAAUGCUGGUGGAGGAGCACCUUCGUGCCUACCUUAGUCUUCAAAAAGUGGAUUUGGCUGAUACCUGUUGUAAAAGCAGGGCCUGCCACACCCAGCCUCCUCCCUCUCCUGUGUCUCCCUCUUCUCGGACAGAGCACAGCUCAGAUGACCUUCGUACUGGAAGUUUUCAGUACAUCCAGGACUCAGGUUCACAGAGACUGCCAGGACCCCAUGAGGUGGUAUUUUACAAUGAAACAGAGGACAGCCCAGGAGUUAUGCUGUGGAGAUACCCUGAACCCCGAGUCCUCACCUUUGUCAGGAUAACACCUGUCCCUUUCAACACUACAGAAGACCCUGAGAUCAGCACUGCCGACCUGGGAGAUGUCCUACAGGUACCGUGCAGUCUGGAGUAUUGGGAUGAGCUCCAGCAGGCUUUUGUUCCAUACCGGGAGUUCAGCCUGUCUGAAAGCUGCUCCUGCCAGCUGCAGCUGCCCAGCCUCAGCCUCACCGAUCAGCAGAAGGAGCUGGUGGCCUCAGACCUUUGGAGGAUUGUACUGAAUAAUAACGGAGAUGGAGGAGAUGAGCAGAGUUCAGAUAGCGAGUGUGGCUCCCAGCUCCACUGUGAUCAGUUGGUAUCUCCGAUGGCGUUAGCAGCCUGUACCCGUGUGGACUCCUGCUUCGCACCUUGGUUUGUCCCGUCAAUGGGUGUGUCCCUGCAGCUAGCACAGCUGGAAGUUCACCUCUGCAACCACCUUGAACAGCUGGGUAAAGUUCCUUCAAAGAAGCUCCAUCCCUUCCUGCCAGACAGGAAGUUGCCACAGGAACAGGAGUUCAUGGUGAUUGGUGCUCGAGAGCCCCAGGUCUUUUUGCGUCAGUGGAGCAACGGACCACGUCGCUGUCAGGAGUUCAGAUUUUCCACCCAGCUGGACUGUAAGCUGCUCGAGUAUCGAAAUCUAACACACCUUCAGCUUCUCCAGCCUUGUGUGCUCCAGGGCCAGGCUACUUUCACCAGCUGCCCCCAGAGCACGUCUUUGGAUCUGAAUGUCUUUGUGGAUCCUGUUUUUCUAAGUUUUGGCCAAUAUGCCAUCCACACUGUGGACACUGCCCUGCUCAGCUGGCAACAGAAUGGAAACCCAGAGGCUGAGGAGCUGCUCUAUAGCCACUAUGUGAUCUGUAAUGACACACAUGAGACUCUGCGCUUUGGCCAAGUGGACACAGAUGAGAAUGUGUUGCUGGCCAGCCUCCACAGCCACCAGUACAGCUGGAGAUCCCACAAGUCUGCUCAGCUGCUGCACAUCUGCAUCGAGGGCUGGGGGAACUGGCGCUGGUCGGAGCCCUUCAGCGUGGACAACGUCGGGACGCUACUGAGGACCAUCCAGUACAAAGGACGCACCGCCUCCCUCAUCAUCAAGGUGGUGCAGCUCAGUGGUGUUCAGAAACAGGUAAUCAUCUGUGGACGGCAGGUGAUGUGCAGCUACCUGACUCAGGAUAUCGAGCUGCGAGUCGUGCAGCACUAUGUGGGGCCUGACGGUCAGACGGUGGUCAGAGAACACUGUGACAGCCUGGAAGCGGGAGCCAAGCUGCCUUCUUAUGUGCUGGAGGAUUCAGAGAUGACGGAGCUGUGUGUGAGAGCACGAGGCGAUGAUGACUGGUCUCAGGAUGUUCAACUGGAGAGGAGGGACAAGGGCAGCAGCAGCUCUGUCGUACAGGUGGCCUGUUCCAGUGGCUCUUUGCUUUUUGUCUGGUGCACUCUCAUUACCCUCGAACCUGACUCUCACAUGCAACAGAGAUUGGUGGUUUUCAGUCCGCUGUUUGUCACGAGGAGCCACUUGCCAGAUCCAAUAAUCGUCCACAUUGAGAAAAGAAGUCUAGGGCUAAAAGAGAGCCAGCUCAUACGUGGACAAGGCCACGAGGAGCCUCUUUCAAACACUGAGGCCGACCUUACCCACCACCUCACUUUCCAAGCCAGGGAGGAUGAAGAUGCUUCGCAAUGUGCUGUACCCAUCUCCACCAGUCUGAUCAAGCAGAUAGUGAAUAAGACUGAAAAUGAGGAAAACCCGGAGCAUAUUCUGGCGGAUUUUGACGGUCCCAGGAGCACCACGGCACCACCAUGGCCUUACGUUACCAAAGACACUAGCAGGUCAGUUCUUGAGCCUCUAGCCCAGUGGGACAGUCCUAUGCAGGUGAAGUUAUCCCGCUGGAAGGCUGGUCUGAACACACUGCUGGUGGAGUUGCUCCCAUGGGCCCUCCUGGCCAACGAAUCCCAGUGGGACCUGUGGCUCUUUGAGGGAGAGACCAUCGUAAUGCAAAUACCAGCUGGCAAAGUCAUUGUUCCACCCAACUUCAAGGAAGCCUUCCAGAUUGGUAUCUACUGGGCCCACACCAACACUGUCCACAAAUCCACAGCACUGAAGCUGGUUCACGACCUGACUUCUCCUCGGUGGAAGGAGGGAUCAAGCACGUUGGUGGUCAGUCUGGAUGAGGAGGGAUACGUAGAGGUGGACGUCACUUUGGGAGCCUUCCCCGAAAAACAGAAGCUGUGCCAGUUCUGUGUGUCAUCUGUGGUGAGACAUGGCAUCCAGAUCCUGCAGAUAGAGGACAGAACAAUUCUUGUCAACAACACCUCUCACACCAUAUUCUACAGGCCUCUGCUGACUCACCAUGCACUUAUGGGUGAUGACCAGGCCUGUGAGAUACCAGAGAGCACCAUGUUCACACUCCCUCCCUCUGAUGAGUCUCUGGCCAAGCCAUGCUCUGUGCCAUGUUGGGACCUUCUCCUCACCAGUGUCCAGGGGAAGGUGGACUUUCCGUUGCCACUCAGACACAUGCUUUUCAGCACAAGUCCAAGGCCUGAUGUUGGAGUUGUAACUGCAGCAUGGAGCCUCCCUGCCCCCGUCCGACCAGACAUCCCCCGGCAGAGUGUGUCUGUCCCUGUGGAGCGGGACUCCGGGGGUGGCCUGUGCAGCAGAGCUAUAGUACUGACGUAUCAGGAACACCUCGGCGUUACAUACAUCACCCUGAACGAGGACCCCUGUCCACGCAUGCUGAUCCACAACAAGUGUCCUGUCCCACUGCUGCUGAGGGAAAACCUCAACGAAACUCCAAGGACUGAGGUAUACUGCCGUCCUCUGCCUGCUAACUGCUCCCUGCACCAUGAGCUCUACUUCCACUUUUCCAGUUUCCCUGAGUGCAGACAGAAGGAGUUGCUUCCCUCACUGCUGCUGAAAACCACGUCGGACCACAGCACCACCGACUGGACAGACCCCAUAGACAUUAACUGCCCCGGCACUCAGGUGGUGUUCCUGCCGGGCUUCGGCUGCCUCUACGUAGACGUGUCGUAUGAGAGAGGCACCCUGGUUCUGUCUCUGGCACCAGAGGGCAGCGUGGAUGCUGUAAUCAACGAACACAGCAGGUCCUCCAAGGUGUCUUUUAGAGUCCUUCUGAGUGAGACCAGCAUGGUAUUAAGUGAUGAUAUCACAAGUCCCACUGGUUCUGUGGAGCUACUCAGACUCACUUUAACCAAGCUGUUGCUCAGCCUGACCCCCGCGCCUACCUUCCUCCCCUCUGAGCUGGUGGGGGAUGCAGCAUCUGUCUCGGCUUUGAUGCCUGACGGGUCUCUGAUCGAGGUCUGCUGUUCCAGUCUGCAAGUGGACAACCAAUUGUAUAACCGGGCCAGUUUCCACUUUCCUGUGUUGCUGUGCCAAGAUCAGAGAGGUGGAGCUGAACCCGAGGGUCUGUGGACCAGUGACGCCAAUCCCACUCAGUCCCCCGAGGUGUUGGAGGAGUUCAAACGCUCCUGUUUUCUGCAGCUGAGGAUGAUGCUGGCUGGGGACAGAUGCACCGUGGAGGAGGUCACCUUCCAGCUGCAGCCUGCACGAGUCUACCUGGAAGACACUUUUGUUUACUACAUUAAGACCCUGUUCUACACCUACAUACCUGACAGGGCUGUGUCAGAGUCCAAGGCAGGCAUAAAGUCUGGAGCAGCCACAGUGCUCCCUGAACAGGUGUUUCAGUCGGUGCAGGCGUUGGUGCACCCCGUGUGCCUGCAGCGGCUCAUCAUCCAGCCCGUCAACCUGCUGGUCAGCAUCCACGCAUCCCUAAAGUUGUACAUUGCUUCGGACCACACUCCUCUGUCCUUCUCCGUGUUUGAGAGAGGGCCCCUCUGCACUACAGCCAGACAGCUGGUGCAUGCUCUGGCUAUGCACUACGCUGCUGGAGCCCUCUUCAGAGCUGGCUGGGUGGUGGGAUCCCUGGAGAUCCUCGGCAGUCCUGCCAGCCUUGUGCGGAGCAUCGGAAACGGCGUGUCGGACUUCUUCCGCCUGCCAUACGAAGGUCUGACUCGAGGACCUGGAGCCUUCGUCAGCGGAGUGUCCAGAGGAACAACUUCUUUUGUCAAACACAUCUCAAAAGGCACCCUGACGUCUAUCACCAACUUAGCCACGAGCCUGGCGAGGAACAUGGACCGUCUGUCUCUGGAUGAAGAGCACUACACCAGGCAGGAGGAGUGGAGACGGCAGCUUCCAGAGAGCCUCGGAGACGGACUGAGACAGGGAUUGUCCCGGCUUGGCAUUAGCUUGUUAGGAGCGGUAGCAGGAAUUGUGGACCAGCCCAUGCAAAACUUCCAGAGGAACUGGGAGAUGCAGAGCUCAGCUGGAAGCAAAGCCAAGGGGGUGAUCUCUGGGGUGGGGAAAGGCAUUGUGGGGGUUUUCACCAAGCCCAUUGGGGGAGCAGCUGAACUGGUGUCCCAGACUGGAUAUGGGAUUCUCCACGGCGCCGGUCUGUGGCAGCUUCCUAAACAGCUCUACCUGCCUACAGAAGAAAAGUCGGCUCUGGCCUCCAACAGUCACCUGAAAUAUGUCUGGAAGAUGCUGCAGUCUCUGGGGCGACCGGAGCUCCACAUGGCCCUGGAUGUGACCAUCGUGAGUGGGUCGGGUCAGGAGCAUGUCGGCUGCCUGCUGCUCACGUCUGAGGUGCUGUUUGUUGUCAGCCUCAGUGAGGACACCCAGCAGCAGGCCUUUCCCAUCACAGAGGUGGACUGUGGGCAUGAACCGGAGCAGCAGGGCGAGCUCACGCUAACGUUAAAGCAGCAGACAGUGACCAGCGACACUGAGGGAGACGGCGUUCGCGAGCGUCUGUCAGAGCAGCAGUAUCAGCGGCUGGUGGAUUACGUGAUGCGAGCCUCCCAGUAUUUCUCUCCCUCCCCUGCCUCUCUGCAGCUGCAGCCCCUGGUUACGCUCGCAGAGCCGCCGCCGUCUGUCACCAAGUGCUACCGCUACCUGGUGGAUCCUGCCUUCGCCAAGGUGUUUGUUAGCAAGUUCACCGUGGUGAAGAACAAAGCCUUACGGAUUGGAUUCCACUGAAGGGAAGAACAAGCUCACUUUUUUUUCCCCCUGUUUAGAGUAAGGCUUGUAAGGGAAACACAUCUUCUACUCUGUGCUUUGUCUUCUUGAUGUUAACGUCACGUUUAUGCAAAACCUACAUCUAAAUAUUAACACAAAUUUCUUUUCAUGCCUUAAAGUUGUAGAGAAUUCUUAGGAAAAAUAUUUUCUGAUACAGCAAACUCAGACAAAAAACCAUGAAUUUAGUCAGUUUUAAUCAUAGAAGCACAUGUAAGUUUAGACAUGUCCUUGAUAACACACUGUAGUGAACACAAAAACAUGAGUUAAAGUAAGGGCUGAGUCAGCGUUAAACCUCCUUAGUGUCACAGAUAGAAAGGUCACACUGAUCGUUUCACUUCUGGACUGGUUAACUCUGCUGAUAAAGAUCUUCGUUUACAUCCAGCAUAUCGUUUCACGCCAAUCUAAAGUGCAAUAUUAUAUAUAUGUUUGUGUGUGUUAAAGGAUGCUAGAGAUACCAGCUGUUGACCAAAUGUUUUUAGAUGUAACACUAUUCUUUGUACGUUGUGUUGAUGCCAAACCCUGACGAUGCAAACAUGUUGCCUUUUAUAUUGUUGAGCUCUUGAUACUAAACGAGUCUGUCUUUAUUGUAUAAAUCUAUAAUAUAUGAAGAUGGAGUCUUAUUAAAGAAAAUAGAAAUCA
Melanotaenia boesemani (Boeseman's rainbowfish) is the source of this 12954-nucleotide messenger RNA. RefSeq names its product vacuolar protein sorting-associated protein 13B-like. Lineage: Eukaryota; Metazoa; Chordata; Actinopteri; Atheriniformes; Melanotaeniidae. The record is from RefSeq and is a predicted model, not a curated record.